AUGGAUCACCAGACUGCGCUCUUCCAGGAGAUGUGGCGUCAAGGGGAAGCCCCGCAAGAUUUCAAAGACGUAACCAUCAUGCAUCUACAGAAGCAAAAAUGGAACCACCAAUUCUGCGACAAACAACGAGGCAUCUCAUUGCUAAACAUCGCCGGGAAGAUUUUUGCUCGCAUCCUUCUCAACCGCCUCAAUAACCACCUGGAACAGGGCCUUCUGCCGGAAAGCCACUGCGGCUUUCGUCGUCAUCGUGGGACCACGGAUAUGAUCUUCGCCGCCCGUCAAUUUCAGGAGAAGUGCCAGGAGAUGCGGACCCACCUGUACUCUACCUUCGUGGACCUGACAAAAGCCUUCGACACGGUGAAUCGUGAAGGACUGUGGAAGAUCAUGCAGAAAUUCGGCUGUCCGGAGCGAUUCACUCAGACCGUGCGUCAGCUGCACGACGGUAUGAUGGUGCGAGUCACAGACAGCAGAGCCGUCUCAGAGGCAUUCGCAGGGACCAACAGAGUGAAGCAGGGAUGCGUGCGGGCGCCUACCCUCUUCAGUCUCAUGUUCUCUGGCAUGCUGAUGGACGCCUACCGCAACGAACGCCCUGGAAUCCGCAUCGCUUACAGGACGGACGGUCACCUGCUGAAUCAACGACGGAUGCCCUUCCAGUCGCGCGUAUCCACAACCACCGUGCACGAACUCCUCUUCGCCGACGACUGCGUCCUGAACACCACCUCGGAAGAGGAGAUGCAACGGAGCAUGGACCUCUUCUCUGCCGCCUGCGAGAACUUUGGGCUGGUUAUCAAAACGCAGAAGACGGUGGUGAUGCAUCAACCGCCACCCAACUCAGCCACAGCCCCCAACGCGUCGCCGCAAAUCAGCGCGAACGGAACCCAACUGCAAGCGGUGGAGAACAUCCCGUACCUGGACAGUACCCUCUCCCGCAACACCAAGAUCGAUGACGAUGUCGCCAACAGGAUCUCGAAAGCCAGUCAAGCCUUCGGUCGUCUCCAAAGCACAGUUUGGAAUCGUCACGGACUUCAACUGAGCACGAAGCUAAAGAUGUACAAGGCCGUCAUCCUGCGACGCUACUGUAUGGAGCGGGGGCUUGGACGGUGUACACAAAGCAGGCACGCCGACUGAACCACUUCCACCUCAGUUGCCUUCGUCGCAUCCUGAGGCUGAACUGGCAGGAUCGAAUCCCCGACACGGAAGUACUGGAACGAACGGGAAUCCCCAGCAUCUACGCCAUACUGAAACAAAUGCAGCUGCGCUGGAGCGGCCACCUGGUGCGCAUGGACGACGAGCGACUAACCAAACGACUCUUCUACGGAGACGUCGCGACGGGUUCUCUCCGUCAAAUAGGCCAAAUUCGCCGUUACAAGGAUACCCUGAAGUCCUCCCUGAAGCGCCUGCAAAUCAGCACGGCCAACUGGGAAGAGCUCGCACUCGAUCGACCGACCUGGAGGAGGACAGUGAAGACAGGCGCUGCGAUCUACGAAGCCAAUCGCAUCCCUGCCGCCAAGGCGAAACGCGAAGUCCGCAAAUCCCUAGUUCGCCCAGUACGCAACGCAGCCGCACAACCGCUUCCAACGUGUCCCCGAUGUCAACGGACAUUCCGAGCUCGAAUUGGACUUGUUGGACACCUUCGGAUCAACUGCGCCUCUCGAACUGCACCAACCAUCUUCCCCCGCCCGCCUCUUCCUCAUCCUCUCCGUCGCCAACUAACUCGGACAAUUCUUCUGAACCAGCACUUCCAUCCACCUCCUCCUCCUCUUCCUCCUCCUCCACUGCUCCAACGACGGCCGCUCAGGCGACCGUCACGCGCGCAACAACAGUCACCACCCCCACCUCUGCCGACUCCAGCGAUGAGGAUCAGGACUACACCUGCCCACACUGCGACCGCACCUUCACCUCACACAUCGGCCUGGUCGGUCAGUUGCGAAUCCAUCGCACAUAGACUGGCAAACCAAUGCCUGGAACACCAACCUACACCCACCGCACUCGCCUCCACUGCCCACACUGCCCUCGCACCUUCCGGCAUCGCAUGGGUCUAUUCGGUCACAUGCGCAUUCACGAGUGCGGAAUUGACCACAAUUCCGACACACCCACCACAUCCAACACACCUACCAGGCCCAGCACCACACUCGCUCCAUCGCCCUGCCCGCCCAUCACCACCACCACCACCAUCACCGCGUCCUCCGUAG
Messenger RNA from Spirometra erinaceieuropaei, 2192 nucleotides. The record is from the annotation of a GenBank genome assembly. Lineage: Eukaryota; Metazoa; Platyhelminthes; Cestoda; Diphyllobothriidea; Diphyllobothriidae.